Messenger RNA from Paramecium primaurelia, 1781 nucleotides. The record is from the annotation of a GenBank genome assembly. NCBI's taxonomy places the organism in Eukaryota, Ciliophora, Oligohymenophorea, Peniculida, Parameciidae.
UAAUGAUUUUAUUACUUCUAAUACAGAUUCAACUUUCUAUUGGAGUCAGCACUUCAAGAAUUCGAUCAUAGUAAUCAUAGACACUUUAAGCAAUGUUUCCUGAUGCCUCCUUAAAAGCUAUUCAUAAUAAAUAAAAUAUUUACACAUUAAAGUAUUUUAUGGAAUAUAAUGAAUAGUAUCACUGAAGCAUAUGAUACUGAUUUGAUUGAUGAUAAUGGAGACAUUAUUGAGACACCUUAUGUAUCCUUAGAUAAUAUCGAUUUAGAUCAUUUUAUAGUUGAAAAUGGUAAUUAAUUUGACAUAUAAAAAAUAGAAUGUGUGGCAUUUCCAAAGUAUCCCUAAUUGACAGAAUUAAUGGAUUAUCAUAUAUGGAAUUCAAGCGAAAAUACGUUUUAUUCAGAUAUUAUUACAGCAUCAGAUUAUUCGAACAUGUACAUAGUAACUUAGGAUUUGAUGCUUUUAUAAUUCAAAUUAAAUACUAGAUAUUGGGUAGUUUCUUAAUAAUCGAAAUAAAUAGACUUAAAAUAAUAUAUCGAAAAUUAGAACUAAUCCAUUAGAACAAAUGCUUAUUUUAGUUGUCCUAAGGUUUAAAUGAAUUUAAAUUUAGGGUCAUUUAAAUUGUUUGAUAAUAUCUGAAUAUGGAGCAUUUUGGAUACCUAAAUUUGUUGAUUUUGAUGAUCCUAAAACAGAAAUUGUGCCAGAAUUAGAUAAAAAUUUCAUUAAAAGGAAGGAGAUUCUAAAGAUUUCUACUUUUGAGAGUAUAUUAGCUAUUGCAACAGGUGAGGAAGGUGUUGAUAUUUACAGAUGUGGAUAUAAGAUUAGUAGUAAUUUUGACAAGAAAAUAUAUUAUUUAAGCACAAUUAACAAUUAAUAAAUGGAAAUUCCUUUGAGUUAAUAAAUUUAUAUAAUAGGAGUUAAAAUAUAAGAAAAUUUAUUAUAUGUAUUAGAUGAAGAUUUAGGUGUAUUUAUAUUUGAUACAUCAAAUCUAUAAAAAUGUAAUUUGAAAAUGAAAAUACCAAUUCCAAGAACAAUUGCCUUUGAUUUUUAUGGAAAUACAUUAAUGGUAGUUGCAGAAACUGUAAAUCAUAUUUAAUAUAUUUUGGAAAUAUUCUUAGAUUUCAAUGCUAAUACUUAUUAUGUUAAUAGAGUUUAUGUUGAUGAUUUUACUUUUGUUGAUAUUUAAAUGACAGAUGAAUAUGCCUUUUUUAUUGCAGAAGAUACUCAUAUGAUAAUAAAACAUUCUAUAUUCAAUGGGUUUGUAAAGAACAAUAAAGAGCUAGUUCGAACUUUCUUUGAAGAUUAAUUAAUUAAGUUCUAGCAUUUUACUUCUGUUGUUGAAUAAUCUUAAAGAUAUUCAAAAACCAUAUAUUAUGUUGGAUUAUCUAGAAAAUCUAUUCAUGCUUGGAAAUUUAGAAAUUAUAAUUCCUUUUUAGCAUACAAUUUUGAUUCAAGAGUAGAAAAGGAAUAUACAUUAAAAUCAAAUGCAACUGCAUGUUAUAAAGAUUAAGAAAAAUCCCCAUACAUUUAAUGUUAAAUGAUUUAAAAAGUAAAAGUAGUAUCUGAUGGUACUUUAUUGGAAUCUGAUAGUCUUGCAAUAAUUAUUACAGUUUCUUGUAUUUCCUCAGUAUAUUAUAAUAUUAAUUUAGGCAAUUUUCAUCAUAUUAUUAGUUUUUUUGUGUACUAAAUGGAGAAAAUUUGUAAGAUCAAUUAAAAUGAAAACUGAGAGCUUGAAAAACAUGAAAAGCUAUGGAAGGAUUUAAGAAUAGGAACAGAAUGCAUGA